Molecule: messenger RNA, 1803 nt
Organism: Trametes versicolor FP-101664 SS1
Lineage: Eukaryota; Fungi; Basidiomycota; Agaricomycetes; Polyporales; Polyporaceae
Product: glycoside hydrolase
Exons: 5
Coding region: 1-1803 (600 amino acids)
Biological process (GO): glucan catabolic process
Cellular component (GO): extracellular region; cell surface
Molecular function (GO): glucan endo-1,6-beta-glucosidase activity
Source: RefSeq, a predicted model, not a curated record
AUGGUCCUGACAGCGACGGCUUUCACUUCGCUUCUGCACUCUCUGGGGCUUAUGCAAGGGAUAUCGAAGCCCAUUCGUGGCCCCUUAGCCGCAGCGCCAGCCCCCGCCCAGAACAAGGUGGCAGUAUCGAGCGGCCCAUCUCCUAAUUCAAACUUGGGGACGAACUACCAGGUCCAUGCGCCGGGCAAUCUCUCCAACAUAGGAACUAGUGCAAUCAAGGCUUCGACAGCUUGCGAUGCUCCGGAUUACGACGCCCGUGAUUGGGGCGAGCAGCGCUUUGCGCCGUUUGACCAGGCGAAGGCGAACGUCUACCGCUAUCGUCAGCAGCAGUCCGUCAACUUGGGAUCAUGGUUUACCCAUGAACAAUGGAUGACGUCGUCUCUCUUCACCUGCGCUUCUGGCUCUCAGAUCUCUGAACUGGAUAUCGCCACUGGCUGGGGUUCUCCUGAUGGUGCUCGGGCUGUACUAGAACGACACUGGGACACCUUCGUCGACGUCUCCGACUUCCAGUACCUCUCCGGAAUUGGCAUCAAUACUGUGCGUCUUCCGAUCGGCUACUGGAGUCUCGGGCCUGCAUUCUGUCAAGGCACUCCUUUCGAGUCGGUCGCCGACGUCUAUCGCAAUUCGUGGAGUCGCGUAGUGCAUGCUAUCAACAUGGCCUCUGACGCUGGCAUCGGGGUUCUUGUGGAUCUGCAUGGGGCGCCGGGGAGCCAGAACGGGCAACCGCACUCGGGCAUCUCAGACGGUCAGACCAACCUCUUCGGUAACGACUACUACAUCGGCAAGACCAUGGACGUCCUGACGUUCCUCACCCAACAACUCACGAAUGUGACAAACGUCGUCGGGAUCCAGAUCCUGAACGAGCCCCAGAACGCGGAUAGCCUCCCUGCCUUUUAUACCCAAGCAAUCUCGACCAUGCGACAAGUCAGCUCUGCUGCGGCAGCCCUGCCGUUGUACAUCCACGACGGCUUCAACUUGGAGCAGUACAGCCAAUUUGUCGCCGACAGGUCGGACUUCGUCGUUCAAGAUCACCACUCGUACUUCGUCUUCACACCCCAAGACAACGCCGAGUCAGCGUCUGGGCACACCAAGGAUAUCCAAAGCUCUAUCUCCGGCUCGCUAGCUGCAGCCUCGGAUCGCCAGCGGAGAAACCUCGUCGUUGAUGAGUUUUCAUGCGCGCUAACGGAGCAGAGUUUGUCUAGCGAGGCGGACCCCAACCAGGCACGCAGAGCGUUUUGCGAGGGGCAGCUGCAGAUAUACCAAAACGAGACGGCUGGAUGGUCAUUCUGGGCGUACAACAAAGAGGACUGCUCCAACGACCCUGGAUGGUGCUUCAAGGCGGCCGUCGGCAACAGCCUACCCUCGUCAUUUUUCUCUUACGGCAAAGGUCCCCUCGCGGACCCCUCGCGCCUUCCUGCGCUUGCCGACAUGGCGGCCGACAUGGACUCUCCGACCCACGAGGAGAUGACAAACACUCCGUCUAGUGCACCGGCCGGCCCAUCAGGGUACUCCGCCAGCACCCCCUACCCUGAGGUCGGCAUAUACCCGUCCUCCCUAGACCCGUCCCAACGUGCAAUCUCGAAGGGGUACUCGGACGGCUUCCUGACGGCCAAGAUCUUCGCCCUGUACGGCAUGUCGAAGCUCGGCUUCACCGGGCAGUACAUGAGCGAUAGCAUCGCCAGCCUGGGGCCGGGGGUCAUUGCGCCUGGGAAGGAACACGACUACGAGCAAUGGUUCAUGGAGGGUCUCGCGGACGGGGAGGCAUUGAUCAGCUCGUCUGUAAAUAGCACCUAUGCCUCAUGA